Pteronotus mesoamericanus is the source of this 1482-nucleotide messenger RNA. RefSeq names its product tetratricopeptide repeat domain 29 (gene TTC29). Bases 1 to 1482 code for a protein of 493 amino acids. Gene Ontology annotation, molecular function: protein binding. Gene Ontology annotation, biological process: cilium movement. The transcript has 10 exons. The record is from RefSeq and is a predicted model, not a curated record. Gene Ontology annotation, cellular component: sperm flagellum. Lineage: Eukaryota; Metazoa; Chordata; Mammalia; Chiroptera; Mormoopidae.
AUGACUACUCUGCCCCACCUGCCCACCACACGCCCAAAGCUUACAUCGUUAGCCAGACAGAAGCUGCCAUGCUCCCCCAGCACAAUUCCAAGGUCUCAACUGAUCAAAGAAAAAGAAGACAUAGAUCAUUACCUGGAGGUGAACUUCAAAGGACUGUCAAAAGAGGAGGUUGCCGCUUACCAGAACUCGUACAAGAAGAACGUGUGCGUGGACAUGCUACGAGACGGCUACCACGAGUCCUUCACCCAGCUCUUCGCUCUGAUGGAGAAGUGGGACUCCCUCAGGGAGGCGGCCAGGGCCAGGUCCCUCCUCUGGUCACAGAGGCCCCUGGAGGAGCAGCCCGACAAGCUGGACCACUUCUACCACUACCUGACCAGGGCCGAGGUGGCGGAGCGCAAAGGAUACUUUGAAGAUGUCUAUAAUAACUUGUAUGCUCUGGCCUGUUACUUCAAUAAUCCUGAAGACAAGUGGGUUAGGAACCACUUCUACGAACGAUGUUUUCAGAUUGCUCAACUGAUCAAAAUCGACGGCGGGAAGAAAGAAGCCGAGGCGUACGGGCACAUGGGACUCCUGUUCGAGGAAGACGGUCAGCUCCUGGAAGCUGCCGAGCAUUAUGAAGUAUUCCAUCAAUUGACGCAAGGGCGGGUAUGGAAGGAUGAGACAGGCUGCCUCCUCAACUUGUUGGCCUGCGAGAGUCUCCUGAGGACUUACAGAUUACUCUCAGACAAAAUGCUGGAAAAUAAAGAUUACAAACAGGCCAUCAGAAUUCUAAUAAAAGCCUCUGAAAUAGCCAAAGAAGGAAAUGACAAAAAGAUGGAAGGAGAAGCUUCCUAUUAUCUGGGCUUAGCCUACCUGGCUGCUGGAGAGUACGGAACAGCAUUAACAGUCCUCGGCGCUUACAGCAAAGUCUCCACGGAGCUGGACGAUGAUCUCAGCCUGGCGAGAGCCUACGAAGCAAUAGCCAAGGUCCUGCAGAGCCAAAGAAAUAUGACAGAAGCAAUUAAAUACUUGAAAGAAUUUGUGAAAAUUGCAAGAAACAAUUUUCAAAGUCUUGAUGUUGUGAAAGCAAGUACAAUGCUUGGCGAUAUCUACAAUGAAAAGGGAUACUACAGUAAAGCUUCGGAAUACUUUCAGCAAGCCUUUGACACAACAGCAGAGCUAACAAACAUGCCUCUCCUGGAAGAAGCAAAAGUGCACUAUGGAAUAGCAAAAGCUCAUCAGAUGAUGCUGACAGUGAACCAUUAUAUAGAAUCUGCAGAUCUCACCAGCCUUGACUACCUGCUGUCAUGGAAGGAGAGCAGAAGUGGCAUCGUGCCUGAUCCCAUUAUUGCCCCCAGCUUGCCCUUCGUGGUCUGCUCUCCUUGGGGGUUCAGCUGCCUGAGCCGCCCAGGCGCCGUGGCAGAGGCCACGGGUCCUGAGCGGCAGGCCCCUCCAGAGAGUGGAGGCUUUAACAACAUUUCAGUCGGUGUUAUUGACAGUUGA